CAGCGAUAGUUGUCCAACGUUCCGAUCCCCCAGAGGGCGCGGAAACUGUCGUGGAACCAAGACAUGGCACGAGAUGACUGAGGGGCGCGUCUGCAGCCGCCCACAUCCUGCCUGCCUGCCUGCCUGCCUGCCUGCCUGCCUCACUCUUGAUAGUGGCAACGGCCCUUAAUUUCGUCGAUUUGAAGUCUAAUUGACGCUACCGUGCCUAGCCAGGGUUACAUUCUACCACAGUCUCCUCCCCGACGAUCCCCGCAUCAUCGUGGCCAUGUCGGCGCAAAAAUAUCGCCAGCAGGAAAGAAAAAGGAAAGAGUGGUGCAACUUGCAUGUCCAUGUGUAGCAUCGGGCCGCCAUGGGGUCCCUGACCCCGUGGCAAUCCGCGCGUGCGUGUACUACAAAAGCACGCGUCGCGCCGGGCCAGGAGUCGCAUCGUCCCUCUGCUUGUCCAGCGAACCCGCCCUCAGCGACAAACAGCGGCCAACGAACCAUCAGCAGCGGUCACGGGUAAAAAUGCGUUUCCACCUCGCCGUCGGCUUCGCGGCGGCAGCCUCUGCCGUCAAGGUGAAUCCUCUGCCGGCGCCGCAGGAGAUCACCUGGGGCACGUCUGGCCCGAAGAGCGUCGGCUACCUCAACCUCCGCACCAAUUCGGACCACAAGCCCAAUGACAAUUCGCACCUCGUCAAGAAGGCCUGGGACCGCGCGUACGAGGCGGCCCAGAAGCUGCGCUGGGUGCCCCAGGCUACCGAGGCGCCCAUCCCAAAGUUCGACCCCUUCCCCACGGCGGGCAGCGAUGCCAACACCAAGCGGGCCACGGGCGGCGGCUGGUUGUCGGGCAUCGACCUCAAGAUUGACGACUGGUCGGCGGAUCUCAAGCAUGGCGUUGACGAGAGCUAUACUUUGAAAGUCGACUCCUCGCCCAAUGUCCAAAUCACCGCCAAGACGGCCUGGGGCGCGCUGCACGCCUUCACGACUCUCCAGCAGCUCAUCAUCUCUGACGGGCGCAAUGGCUUGCAAAUCGAGCAACCCGUGACCAUCAAGGAUUACCCCAACUACCCCUACCGUGGUGUCAUGGUCGACACCGGCCGCAACUUCAUCAGCGUCGACAAGGUCCAGGAGCAGAUCAACGGCCUCGCCCUCUCCAAGAUGAACAUUUUGCAUUGGCACAUCACCGACACGCAGUCGUGGCCGAUUGAGCUGGACUCGUACCCUGACGUGAUCAAGGAUUCGUAUUCCGAGAACGAGCGGUACUCGCCCGGGCGCGUGAAACAGGUCAUCGAGUAUGCGCGUGAUCGUGGCGUGCGCGUGGUUCCCGAAAUCGACAUGCCGGGCCACUCUGCGUCCGGUUGGAGGCAGAUUGACAAGGACAUUGUGACCUGUGAGAACAGCUGGUGGUCCAACGACGUCUGGCCGCUGCACACGGCCGUGCAGCCAAACCCGGGCCAGCUGGACGUCAUGAACCCCAAGACCUACAAGGUCGUCGAGCAGGUGUACAAGGAGCUGUCGAAUCGCUUCACCGACGACUUCUUCCACGUCGGUGGUGAUGAGCUCCAGACGGGCUGCUUCAACUUCUCAAAGGGCAUUCGCGACUGGUUUGCCGAGGACAAGUCGCGCACCUACUUUGACCUCAACCAGUACUGGAUCGAGAAGUCCACGCCUAUUUUCUUGGACAAGAAGAACACCGGCAACAAGAAGCGCCGUCUCGUCAUGUGGGAGGAUGUUGUGCUCUCUGCGGACGCGGCUGCCACCAAUGUCUCCAAAGACGUCAUCAUGCAGUCGUGGAACAAUGGACUCACCAACAUCGGGAAGCUCACCGAGGCAGGCUACGACGUCAUCGUCUCGAGCUCCGACUUCCUCUACCUCGACUGCGGCUUCGGCGGCUACGUGACCAACGACCCUCGCUACAACGUCCAGUCCAACCCGGACCCCAACACGCCCAACUUCAACUACGGCGGCAUUGGCGGGUCGUGGUGCGCCCCGUAUAAGACGUGGCAGCGCAUCUAUGACUACGACUUCACAUCCAACCUGACCGACGCACAAAAGAAGCACAUCAUUGGUGCGGCCUCGCCCCUGUGGUCUGAGCAGGUCGACGACACCAUCAUCAGCGGCAAGAUGUGGCCGCGCGCCGCCGCUCUGGGCGAGUUGACUUGGUCGGGUAACAGGGACCCUAAGACGGGCAAGAAGCGCACCACCACCUUCACGCAGCGCAUCCUGAACUUUAGGGAGUACCUCGUGGCUAACGGUAUCGCCGCGACGCCGCUGGUGCCCAAGUACUGCCUGCAGCAUCCUCACCACUGCGACCUCUACUAUGACCAGGAGGCGGUUAAAUAAACGGGUGCACUACCUAGACGUCGACAGCUUCUUCCUGCUUGUAACUUUGACGCUUCAAAUCAUGUACAUCCUUUAUAGAUGACUUUUCAACAUCAAUUACAAUCUCUCUGAGCGGCCCG
Molecule: messenger RNA, 2444 nt
Organism: Purpureocillium takamizusanense
Lineage: Eukaryota; Fungi; Ascomycota; Sordariomycetes; Hypocreales; Ophiocordycipitaceae
Gene: HEX1
Product: Beta-N-acetylhexosaminidase
Exons: 1
Coding region: 508-2325 (605 amino acids)
Biological process (GO): glycosaminoglycan metabolic process; carbohydrate metabolic process
Cellular component (GO): membrane
Molecular function (GO): beta-N-acetylhexosaminidase activity
Source: RefSeq, a predicted model, not a curated record